Molecule: messenger RNA, 1243 nt
Organism: Castor canadensis (American beaver)
Lineage: Eukaryota; Metazoa; Chordata; Mammalia; Rodentia; Castoridae
Gene: Ino80b
Product: INO80 complex subunit B
Biological process (GO): chromatin remodeling
Cellular component (GO): Ino80 complex
Source: RefSeq, a predicted model, not a curated record
UUUGUCGGAGUCAGUACUUCCGCGGGGCGGAAAAGGCAUGUGUGCUUGUGUCCGGACUAUUUCCAGUCCUCUUUCCUUGCAAGACCCCAUGAGUAAGCUGUGGCGGCGCGGGAGCACCUCUGGGGCAAUGGAGGCCCCUGAGCCGGGGGAAGCGCUGGAGUUGAGUCUGGCUGGUGCCCACGGCCACGGAGUGCACAAGAAAAAGCACAAAAAGCACAAGAAAAAACACAAGAAGAAACACCAUCAGGAAGAGGAAGCUGGGCCCACACAGUCGGCAUCUGCCAAGCCCCAGCUAAAACUCAAAAUCAAGCUGGGCGGGCAGGUCCUGGGCACCAAGAGUGUUCCUACCUUCACUGUGAUCCCUGAAGGGCCUCGCUCACCCUCUCCCCUGAUGGUUGUGGAUAAUGAAGAGGAACCAAUGGAAGGAGUACCCCUGGAGCAAUACCGAGCCUGGCUGGAUGAAGACAGUAAUCUGUCCCCGUCCCCACUUCGGGACCUGUCAGGGAGUCUAGGGGGUCAGGAGGAAGAGGAGGAACAGAGGUGGCUGGAUGCCCUGGAAAAGGGGGAGCUGGAUGACAAUGGAGAUCUCAAGAAGGAGAUCAAUGAACGGCUGCUCACUGCUCGACAGCGAGCUCUGCUCCAGAAGGCUCGGAGUCAGCCUUCCCCAAUGCUUCCGCUGCCCGUGGCUGGGAGUUGCCCGGCCCCUGCCCUCACCGAGGAGAUGCUGCUGAAGCGCGAGGAGCGGGCGCGGAAGCGGAGGCUGCAGGCGGCGCGGCGGGCGGAGGAGCACAAGAACCAGACUAUCGAGCGCCUCACCAAGACUGCAGCGCCCAGCGGGCGGGGAGGCCGGGGCGCUGCGCGGGGCGAGCGGCGGGGAGGGAGGGCCACGACCCCGGCCCCCAUGGUGCGCUACAGCAGUGGGGCCCAGGGAUCCACCCUUUCCUUCCCACCUGGCGUUCCUACCCCGGUGGCGGUGUCUCAGCGGCCAGCCCCAUCAAGCCCUCCUCGGCGCUGCUCGGUCCCCGGCUGCCCCCACCCGCGCCGCUACGCCUGCUCCCGCACUGGCCAAGCACUCUGCAGCCUUCAGUGCUACCGCAUCAACCUGCAGAUGCGGCUGGGGGGACCCGAGGGCCCUGGAUCCCCACUUUUAGCUACUUAAAGCCGUUACCAAACCUAGACUCUGCACCCUCUCCCCCGCCCAGUUUUCACUGUUUUCCCCAUCCUAUUAAAUUUCAUCCGGUGC